AUGUUUCCAGCUGAGGCAGACCAAGCCACCAAUGUUACAUCUCCCAGUGAGCUGGUGACUUUUUGUGGCUUUUUAGUGAAGAUUCGGGCCAAUGGCAUCCUGGGGUGCAGGGAAGAGUGUUGCCAGCAGGUGGAGGGAGGUGAUCCUGCCCCUCUACUCAGCCCUGGGGAGGCCUCAUCCCAAGUACUGUAUCCAAAGAUGGGGGCAAUGACCUAUGGAAAAUCAUCAUUUCUGCUGGAGAGAGUCCAGUAUAGGGCUACAAAGAUGAUCAGAGGGCUGGAGCAUCUGCCCUAUGAGGAACGGCUGCGAGAGCUGGGCCUCUUCAGCCUGGGGAAGAGAAGACUGAGGGGGGAUCUGAUCAAUGUGUACAAGCACCUGAAGGGAGGGUGUCAGGGGGAUGGGGACAAACUCUUUUCAGUUGUCCCGUGUGACAGGACAAGAGGCAAUGGGCAGAAAUUGAAACACAGGAAGUUCCGCCUGAGCGUGAGCGGGAAUUUCUUCACUGUGAGAGUAACAGAGCACUGGACCAGGUUGCCCAGAGAGGUGGUGGAGUCUCCUUCUCUGGAGAUCUUCAAGGCCCGCCUGGAUGCAACCCUGUCUGACAUGCUCUAG
Rhea pennata is the source of this 612-nucleotide messenger RNA. RefSeq lists its product as uncharacterized. Lineage: Eukaryota; Metazoa; Chordata; Aves; Rheiformes; Rheidae. The record is from RefSeq and is a predicted model, not a curated record.